CCUGCUGCCUGCAUGCAUUAGUCAUGGUCAGGGUUGCUGUCAGUUUUGACGUUUCUCGUAUUUUCUAAUUCGCCAAAAUAACUUUCUAGUAUCUGUUUUUAUUUAAAAAUUAUAAAUAAAAUACUUGCAACCCGGUGGAAACGUUUUUGACUAAAGAAUCGCGUGUGCGUUGUAGCUUUAAUUAGGUAUAAAAAUGGAUAAAAUCAAUAUCGAGAACGAUCUGCAGGAGGAAAGCCAGUUUGUUGUUGAUGAUGUGAGCAAGAUUAUCAAGGAUGCUAUUGAGUCGGUGAUUGGAGGCAAUGCAUAUCACCAAAACAAAGUGAAUACAUGGACCACUGGGGUGGUCGAAGCUUGUACAUCCAAACUCACAGAACUGCAAAAGCCAUACAAAUAUAUUGUGACUUGUACUAUUAUGCAGAAGAACGGCGCUGGCCUACACACAGCCAGCUCAUGCUACUGGGACAACAAUACUGAUGGCAGUUGCACUGUACGUUGGGAGAAUAGAACCAUGUUCUGCAUUGUUUCAGUAUAUGGAUUAGCAAUUUAAAUGGCAAAACACUGAUCAGUAUAAGAAUCAAAUAGGCUUGAAUUUGUUUGCAUUUUUAUGGUUUGUGAAAGCAAACUUUUUAAUUUCUUAAAUGCACCAAUGUUUAUAAAUAAUU
Nicrophorus vespilloides is the source of this 662-nucleotide messenger RNA. RefSeq names its product dynein light chain Tctex-type-like. Gene Ontology annotation, molecular function: dynein intermediate chain binding. NCBI's taxonomy places the organism in Eukaryota, Metazoa, Arthropoda, Insecta, Coleoptera, Silphidae. Bases 194 to 547 code for a protein of 117 amino acids. The transcript has 2 exons. Gene Ontology annotation, biological process: microtubule-based movement. Gene Ontology annotation, cellular component: cytoplasm; cytoplasmic dynein complex. The record is from RefSeq and is a predicted model, not a curated record.